GUCCCGCUCUUCUAGUCACCUUUCCCCAGUAAUCUGACUGUCAAGGCCUUUUGAGAUAAUUUAAUGUUGGAUCAUUGAUUUACACUUCCAAAUUUGAAAUCAUUGAAGUCACGUCACAUGUGAGUUUAGGCCGAUUACUCUUGUCUGAAUUGAACAAGCAAGCCACUCGCGCUGGGAUGCAUUAUUCUGACUUGCAGAUUAAUUUUGUGCGUCACUUCCUUAUUGUAUUUCGCAAAUUCGAGCGCGUUAUGAUUUUGUUUCAUGUGGAAAGGAAAGGCUAGAACCAGCCGUGUAUAUUUCGUAAAGUUCUGUUGUAGCUGAAAUAAUUAUAUCUGCUGUUAAUUUCAAAAUGAGUGAAGACCCUGACUCUCCUCCCGAAAGGGAAAUGAAGGAUUUUCAGUUCCGGCAAAUGAAGAAAACCCGUGUCUUUGAUUCACCUGACAACCUGCCGAAGGAUAGAUCAAGUCUGCUCGCCAUCUCCAACAAAUUUGGACUGACAUUUGUCGGACUAGACAGAAAGAUCAAGGUGUACCUCACGGGGGACAUCCUAGCUUCAGACAAAGUUGAUGGAAACUCCAAUGAAAUAGUUGAGGGGAUAGCAGCCUUAGCUGAUGUUCAUGUGGAGUUGCCUGUGCACAACCUGGGACUCAGCAGUGAUGAGCUCACCCUGUCAGUCAGUGGCAUGUCAGAAGCAUCAGGCCUGUCACUGGCCUUCUAUGACGUCCGCACCUUCAUCAACAAGGCCCGACCGCAUAAAUUGCCAUUUGCGACUCUACAACUGAGAGCCGGCCUGGGCAUUAUUGUGCAGGACCUCAAAUGGAACCCGGUGCAGGUGUCCAUGCUGGCCACUUGUCUGUCUGACGGCAGCAUGAUGGUGCUGGAGGUCACAGACGGCAUCACUGUGCAGGCCCAGCUACCCGCCACAGCGGGCAUCACCUGUGUAUGUUGGAGUCCCAAAGGAAAGCAAGUAGCAGCAGGAAAAAUGAAUGCAACAGUCAGUCAGUAUACUCCAGGGCUUCAGGAGAAGAAAGUGAUCCCCUGCCCAAGCUUCUACAGCUCUGACAACCCUGUCAAAGUGCUGGAUGUGCAGUGGCUGAGUACGUUUGUGUUUGCUGUGGCAUAUGCAGCAGCCGACGGCUGUCCGGAAACACCUCCUGAACUGGUGGUGAUCUCCCUCCCUACAAAGACAGAGAAGAGGGAGGAGAGGUACCUGAACUUCAACGACCCGGUGUACGGCACCUGCACAGAGAGACAGCACCACUACUUCCUCAGCCACAUAGAGGACUGGGAUGUUGUUCUUGCCGCAUCAGCAGCCUCCAUUGAAGUCAGUGUCAUCGCCAAGCAAGAAGAUAAGACCAACUGGGAGCUGUGGCUGCUGGAGGAUGCCAGCAGGGGAGAGCUGCCUGUCUCUCAGAAUAACGACGACACGCUGCCCCUGGGCAUGGCCAUCGACUACACCAGCCAGCAGGAGAUCCACAUCACCGAUGAGAAGACUUUGCCCCCGGCGCCCACUCUGUUGCUGCUGUCUACAGACGGAGUGCUGUGCCCCUUUUCACUGCUCAACUUCAACCCUGGGGUCAAGCAGCUGGUCGCUGCCCCCACCAGCCUGGCCCUGGACGGAGAGAGACUGCCCCCUGCAGCUCUCCUCUCUGCAUUGCAGGAUCUGCAGCUCCCCCACCCCCUUACCCUACCUCCUCUCUCCCAUCAGCCCCUGCGGCGUUCCCUCCGCUCCGCCUCCCCUUGGCCACCACACCAAACCCUCCUCCCCCUGCCUCCUCCCCUGCCUCUGUUUCACUGUUCACCGCAGCCCCAGCUCCAGCCUCCUCAUCCGGCUUCUCGUUCUCCAUGCCCCCCCUCUUCCACUGCUCCCUCCGCCUUCUUUCUGGGGGGCUCUACAGCCUUCAGCGCGAGCCCAGCCUUGGGUAGCUUCUCCUUCUCCUCCAAGCCCCUGACAGAGACCCCAGCCGCAGCUUCGGCCUUCUCCACCAGUGCCCCCAAACUUCCAGUGGUCGAAAUGGCUCCAGUUCCGGCCCCCACUCCAAAGCCCAUCCCCCAGCGCCUGGCCACCGCCUCCCCCAUCAUGGUACUCCGAGGCACCCCCGAGCCAACCACUCCCGCUGUGAAGAUGAACCUCAAUGACAGAUUCCUGGCAGUAGAGACCCUUGCUGCAGCUCCAGCCUCCCAGCCCUUCUCCUUCAACUCCACACCCAAAGCUGCCUUCUCUGAGCCCAGCAGCCAUUCCGCUCCUCUGCCCAUAGUCACCAAGUCUGCAGCCAUGCCAGGCCCAGUCCAAACCGGUACACCCCCCACGGUUGUACAGAAAUGUUCCCCAGCCACCCAGACAAGUGCACCCACACCACAGGCAGCGCUGAGUGUGAAUGCCCUGGAAAGGCAGCUGCAGCAGAGGAAGGGCUCAGACCCAGUCAUGGCUGGAAUAAUGGAGGAGAUCGCCCACUUCCAGAAGGAGUUGGAUGACCUGAAGGCACGCAGCCACAAGGCAGACUUCAGAGUGGGCACCACAGAGGAGAUGAAGGAGCUGAGGAAGGAGUCUGAGGACCUCCACGUCUUCACCCUGGAGAUCAAAGACACCACUGAGUCUCUCCACGGGGACAUCAGCACUCUGAAGACCACCAUGCUGGAGGGCUUUGCCGGGGCGGAGGACGCAAAGGCCCAGAGUGAGCUCAACAGACACCGGGGCUACCUGCAGCUGCUGUACAAGAAACCACUGGACCCACGCAGUGAAGACCAACUCAAGGAGAUCCGCAGGCUGUACCAGUAUGUAAAGUUUGCUGUGGAGGAUGUGAACGACGUGUUGGAUCUGGAGUGGGAGAAACAUCUGGAGAAGAAGAAGAAACAGAAACACAUGAUUGUCCCAGAGAGGGAGGCUCUAUUCACAGCCCUGGCCAACAACCUGGACAUCAUCAACCAGCAGAAGCAGAGGCUGGACACACUGGUCAAAGACCUCCACGCUCUGCGGCUCUACAACAAGACUGCAGCCUGGAGCACUCCUGCCCCCAGCCAGCCCUGCCAUCCUGCUGCUACCACCCCCACUGAACAGGGUUUGGACCACGAGCUGGAGAGUUUGAGGGAUGCACUCCUGAAAGCCAGUCUGGAGACCAUUCCCAAGACCACCUCGAAAUCGCCAGCCAAAAUGUCUCCGAUGAAGCAGUCUCAGCUGCGUAACUUUCUCUCCAAGAGGCAGACACCACCAGUCCGCUCCACCGCUCCAGCCAACCUGUCCCGCUCGGCCUUCCUCUCUCCCAAAUACUACGCGGACCAGGACGAUGUGAGCUCCACCUCCUCCCUGUCUCAGGCUCUGGACCCAGAAUACUCCCAUUAUUUUGCGGAGGAAGAACCAGAGCCUGCCCCCCCUCCCCAUGCUCCCCCUCUCUAUGCCCCGCCACCCCACGGUGGUACGCACCCCCUCCAUAGCCCCAGGGUUUGGGGCCAUCCAGUCCACUCCCUUCAGCAAGGUGUGCCAAGGCCUGGGCCUCAGCCCCAUCAUGAGCCCAGUAAUUCAUCAAAUUUUUCUCCAGUUCCAACCAAUAAGAUCAACAUGGGAGGUGCCGACAGCACGGCACUAGCCACUAAGACUGUGAAGCACGGGGCCCCGCCUACUGAGAAGGCCACACCCGUCCCCCUUCCUGCCCAACAGGCUGCUGCUAAAGCCGCUUUCCUCAGACAAAUGGCCAAUCAGAAACCAGCAGUCAGUGGCUCUCUGACAGAGUCCACCCUGAAGACUGUUCCCCAGGUGGUCAACGUACAGGAGCUCAAUGACAAAGGAUUGCCACCGCCUGUCUCCACUGUGAUCAGCUCCUCAGUCCCAGCCCCGGUCGGUCAGGUUGUUCAGCAGGUUUUGGCUACAGUGGCCAACACCAACCAGGCCAAACGAAAUUCUACUCAAGGCAUACUGAAGGUGUCCGCUGAGAGUGUCUGCUCAGCUUCCCCCCAGGGUUUUGUGUUUGGCGGACCCCCUAAAGCUGAUGCCCUAGUCUCCCUGCCCCCCUCCAGCUCAGCCCCGUCACUGGGGGAGCAGAGCAGCAAAGCCUUCUCCUUCAUCGCAGCGUCUGCCGGGGGCUUCAGUUUCUCCUCUGCGCCCCAAGGAGCUCCACCAGUAAAGGAUGUGAGUAAAUUCUCCUUCAGCAGCGCUGGCGGCAGCACAGGCAAGAUGAUGUUUGGCUCCUCUACCGCGGAGGAACCCUUCUCCUUCACCCCCAAAUCCACCUCCCCCGCCCUGGGGGCCAACGGCUCCCCCACCCCUCUUCCCAGCAUGUCUGGCGAGCCUGUGAAGCCCACCUCCAUCACCCCCACCCCCAGAGUGGAACCCCAGGCCCCCAAGGUGGUAGGAGGAGAGACCCUGGGGAGUUUCUCAGGUCUACGUGUUGGCCAGGGGGACGAAGAGAAGCCCUCAGCGGCCGCGUUUAGCUUUGGUCAGCCGGACAACGGAGCGGCGCUCGGGUUAGGCACGGGGGCAGCCCAGUUUAGUUUUGGGUUGGCCCUCCAGCAAGGGAAGCUAGCCGAGGCUGCAUUUGGUGAGGCAGAUUCCACACUGACAGACUUAUCCAAGGCUGCAUUUAAGCCUCCCGAACCAGCCGCCCUGUCUGUCACUAAACCUGUGUUCUCCACAUCAGCAGCCACCUCCUUCAGCAGCCUCCUAGCGGCACCCCUCUCUUCCCCCUCAACCACCCUGGAGACGGAGCACCACAAAACCCCCACCACCCCGGCAGACUCCAUUCCACCCCUAGAGCCUUCUUCCUCACAGCCCAGCCCCUCCGUCAGCCCCCCUAUCGCUGAGCCUGAGGUUACUACCUCCCCAGAGUCAUCAGUCACCCCCACCCCUACCAUCCUGAAAAACCCCCAACGCCCCCAGCUCCCCCGCCACCUCUACCACCUUUUUCCCCCUGCCUCCAUCACCCCACCAGCCCAGGCAGCCCCAAGCACCACCCCAGAGCCUGUCCAUGAGUCCGCGCCUGCCCCUGAGGCCUCACCACCCGCAAUCACCCCCACCCCGGAGGCCCCACCACUAGCCUACCCGGCCCCCAGCUCGGACAAACCUGGCUCCAUAUUCACCCAGCCACCAGCCGUCAUCGCAGUUAGCACAACUGUAGCCGUCACCAGUCUCACCCCGGUCAUCAACACUGCAGCCCCCGCCUCCACCACCCCUACCAACUCCAACUCUGUAUUUGGGCAGCCCGCUCCAGCCUCAGCGGCUGCCGGAGGCUUUGGUUCCACCGGCUUCGGUGCUCCCCUUGCUACAGGCGCAGCAGCUGGCUUCGGGAAACCCGUAUUCGGACAGACAGUAGGCGGGUUUGGCCAGCCUGCUGCUAAUGUAGCCGGUGGCUUCGGUUUUGGCCAGUCUGCAUUUGGGGCCAACCCCGGAUUUGGACAGCCCACAGCGGCCUCCCCUGCUGCAGUUGCCAGUACCACUGCUAGCGGAGGUGGUUUGUUUGGAGCCCUCAGUGUCAGCAAUGCAAGUGGCUUUUCCUUUGGCUCCCCCAGCGCCAGUACGGCCAGCAGUACGGGCACAGGCCUGUUUGGGCAGCCGAGCGCCACCCCGGCCUUUGGGCAGCAGAGUGCUGGGUUUGGACAAGGCUCUGCGUUUGGAAGCAACACCACCACUACAUCCUCUACUGGUUUCAGCUUUGGACAGACUGCAGCUUUCGGAAGCUCCUCCACUACCUCAGUGUUUGGUCAACAGCCCAGUGGUGGGAGUGUCUUUGGACAGCAACCAUCCAGUGGUGGGGGUCUGUUUGGGUCUAGCUCUGCCACGGUAGCAGGCUCCCAGCAGGCAGGGGGAGGCUUCUUCAGUGGCCUGGGGGGGAAACCCAGUGAGGACGCCGCCAACAAGAACCCCUUCGGCACGACCGCCGCCACCGGGGGCUUCAGUCAGCCCAACCAGACAGGAGGACCCACCCUGUUUGGGAACAGCGGGGCCAAAACCUUUGGCUUUGGCUCUCCAACAUCAACAUUCGGAGGGGGGGAGCAGACGGCCAGUGGGACCUUUAGCACGGGAGGCGGGAGCGUGGCCGCUCAGGGGUUCGGCUCCUUCUCCACCCCUGCCAAACAGACAGGUGGUUUUGGGAGCGCCCCUGUGUUCGGUAGCCCUCCUGCUUUUGGGGGCUCCCCAGCUUUUGGGGGGGCAGCAGCGUUUGGCUCAGCACCCUCUUUUAGCAGUCCCAUGGGCUCCUCAGCCAGCAAGGUGUUUGGAGAGGGAACGGCAGCCGCCAACGUGGGAGGAUUCGGCUUUGCCUCCACUCAACAAAGCACACCGUCGUUUGGUGCACUGGCCAACCAGAGUGCCCCGUCCUUUGGUAACCUGGCCCAGCAGCAGCAGGGGUCAGGGUUCGGAGCUGCUCAGCUCAGCGGCUUCUCUGCGUUCGGACAGCAGGGAGGAGGAGGCUUUGGGUCUGCGGGUGGAUUUGGUUCCAAUCAACCAAGAUGGCCUGGACAACAAUAAAGAAUAUACCCUUUUUGUCAUUUUUUGGAGAGGGUUUUCUGUUUUGUUUUUUUGCCUACAAAAAUGUUUGAUAUGAAAGUUCUGUCCACAGUGUCUGUUUUAAACAUGUAUUGUUUGUUUACCCACAGUAAAAGAGGUUAAUAAAACUCUAAUUUGA
Oncorhynchus gorbuscha (pink salmon) is the source of this 6614-nucleotide messenger RNA. Its product is annotated as nuclear pore complex protein Nup214-like. Gene Ontology annotation, molecular function: structural constituent of nuclear pore; protein binding. Gene Ontology annotation, biological process: protein import into nucleus; RNA export from nucleus. NCBI's taxonomy places the organism in Eukaryota, Metazoa, Chordata, Actinopteri, Salmoniformes, Salmonidae. Gene Ontology annotation, cellular component: nuclear pore. The record is from RefSeq and is a predicted model, not a curated record.